AUGACAGCUCUUGCCGGUCUCAGCGCUCUCCAUUUCCCCACGCCCUCGGCCCACGCCGCUGCCUUAAGCGCUGAUCAGCAGGCGGCACGACCUGCCGGAGGCACCGGGGAGCGCUCAGGUGCACUGGCCAGUCGGUGGUGGGAGCUGGUGCUUCUGGCCAAUGAGGAGGCGGGGGCGGGGACCGCGGCCGGGGGUGUUAACGCGCGUCCCUCCCCCGCAGUUGACGUCCUGCUGAAAGCCGUGGGCGACACGCCCAUCAUGAAGACCAAGAAGUGGGCAGUGGAGCGGACCCGGACCAUCCAGGGCCUCGUUGACUUCAUCAAGAAGUUCCUCAAGCUGAUGGCCUCCGAGCAGCUGUUCAUAUACGUAAACCAGUCUUUUGCUCCAUCUCCAGACCAAGAAGUUGGGACCCUCUAUGAGUGUUUUGGAAGUGAUGGCAAGCUUGUGCUACAUUAUUGCAAAACUCAGGCAUGGGGAUGAAUGACAAGCAUUACAGUUGUUUAGGUGUUGUCUUCAAAAAUGGCAAAGGGACUGACUUUAUUAAACUCAACCUGUAAACACACAGAAAGAAGGAUUUUUGCAUUUCUGCUCAUGGCUGUACAUUUAUAAAAAUGAUGCAGAUAAAUAGCAUAAAAUAAGAGCUACCUAGGAUAUCCGAUCAUGUAGCAUUUUUCUGAUGUACAUCUGAGGUAAGAAACAAAUCUGCAUCUGCCAUCUAAGAGUAGAGCAAGUUGUCUUGCUGUCGAGUUCGCAGUUGCUGUAUCUAGAGGGAAACUGUCAUACUUGUCUGGAGGACUGACUGGACAGUUCUGUUGCCCUGUAUGUUGUACUGAAGAUAAAAGUUCCCGUUUACUCAUCUUGAAUAUGCAUUACGUCAUUUCAAGAACGUAUUUUGAUGUUUUUUCUCAUAAUUAAUAUGUAGGUAUUGGUAUAUAAUCUAAUUAGUUCACCCUGUGCCUUCUUUGUGUUGGAAGUAUCUCAUGUAUAUGUCACAACAUAAUGAUAGGCCUCAGAAAUACUUUCCUCACCCAGAUUGUGUAGCAAUUUGUUGAAGGCUGAACACUUCAGCAGGCACCAGGGUGUUUCUUCUGACACAGUUUAAUGACUAACUUCAUUGUUUGAAUGAUGCAGCUUGCUGUGGCAGCUUCAGUUCAUGAAGAAAUAGAUAUGAGAUGCUAAAAACCUGUUCUGUACAUUCUACUUUUGGCUGCUGUUUUCCUGUUUUACCAGCUGCAUGUUCCAUCUACAAAACAGAAUACACUUUACAUUCUUUUGCUAAGUCAUAACAUAAGGAGGAAUUUUUUUUCACCCUGGAGAGGAUUGUUUUUCACCCUUGGCACCUUGAUCACAGUACGGAACUUUUGUGUAUUGGAGGGUUUUAGUGUGUGGGGUGUUUUCUGUCAGUUUAUUUUAAGUGUCUCUUGUACAAUCUUUUAUGUUUGUUUAAGCUGAACUAAUGUUAGCUGUUUGCUUGC
Molecule: messenger RNA, 1475 nt
Organism: Athene cunicularia (burrowing owl)
Lineage: Eukaryota; Metazoa; Chordata; Aves; Strigiformes; Strigidae
Gene: ATG12
Product: autophagy related 12
Exons: 4
Coding region: 1-480 (159 amino acids)
Biological process (GO): nucleophagy; autophagosome assembly; C-terminal protein lipidation
Cellular component (GO): phagophore assembly site membrane; Atg12-Atg5-Atg16 complex; cytoplasm
Source: RefSeq, a predicted model, not a curated record